Molecule: messenger RNA, 2532 nt
Organism: Paramecium pentaurelia
Lineage: Eukaryota; Ciliophora; Oligohymenophorea; Peniculida; Parameciidae
Source: the annotation of a GenBank genome assembly
AUGUAAUAAAGUGAUUUUAUUAUAUUGUCAAUUGCAUAUUUGGCUAAUGAAAUUCAGAAUAAUUAAUAGAAGGAUAAAUUAGAGGAUGUAUGGCAUUUAGGAGUAAUUUGGUAUUAAAUGUUAACAGGAAAAAUCAUCAUUAAAAACAGCAAUAAUUAAUAAAUAUAACAAAAUAUUCAUUUAUAAAUUGAAUAAAAUGGAAAUUAAAUAGAUUAAAAAAUUAAAAAUCUGUUACAAUAGAUGUUAGUUAUUGAAAGUUAGAAUAGAAUAACUUUUGAUUAGUUAAUUUAAUAAUUAAGUUUAUACUACUCUAAUUAAACAAAUUUUAAUUUCUAGAAUCUAUAAUAUAAUUUUAAUGAUUAAAGAGCAUUAAAUAAUUAUAAUUUAUAAUUAGAUUUGGAAAAACUAGAAAAUUAAUUUAAAUAAGAAAUGUAUUAACUACGAAAAAAAAAAUAAAUAUCAAUGAAAAAAGCCAUGAUUGAUAUCAUUUAAGAUGAAAUCUAUUAAAAUUUCUUUUUAUUAUAAGAUUUCAAUAGUGAUAAACAAGCACAUUAUUUAAAUGAGAAAUGUGAUAAGUUUGUCAAUUAUAAAUAGAGUAAUAUAGAAAAAUGGUUAAGAAAAGAUAAUUUAUUUUUGCAAAUUUAAUAAUAAUUUUAGGUAUAUAUUAAUGAAUUGAUAUUAUAUUAAAAAGAAAAAAUUGAAUAACGUUGGUUAGUAAAGGAAAAAUAAAUAGAAAGAGAGAUGAUAUGGCAAAUUAAAUAAUAACUUUUAUUAGAAUAUAAAUUGUAAAUUUUCUAAUAAGAAAAUCAAAAUAGAUAAACUGAAUCAUUUUAGUCAUUUUAAUAAACAAUUAUAAAAAAUGUUUAAAAUCAAUUAAAUAUACUAAGUGAAUAUUUAAAUAAUUCGAUUAUAUAAAAAUAGAAAUAAUAAAAGUAUAUUGAGUUUAAAGAUAUUUUAACUAUGAUUUAAUAAGAUUUAAAUUAAUAACAAUUUUUAGCUGUUGAAAUCAUUAUAAAAUUGUAAAGAUAAUUGAUUAAUAUUACAAUUGAUAUUGAUUCCCUUUACUAAGAGAUUGAGUUGGAAUAAUUAGGUAAUAAAUUAUAAAGAGACAAAAUAACUAUUUUAAAUAAAUCUAAAAAUUUAUUAAGAGAAUAUUUUAUAAAAGUUGAUUAUGAAAUUCUCAUAUUAGGAGAAUUGAGAAAAAGAAAUUCAUUAACGAUGGGAUAUAUCUAAUAGGAUCAUUAUUUAGAUCAUAAAAUUAAAACCUUAAAUCUCUAAAAUUAGCAUUUAAUUUAAGAAGAGCGAUUAUUGUCUUAAGUUUAUUAAAAUUAAUAAAUUGAUAAUAUGCUUUUUUAAAUUUAAUAAAUAAAAUUUUUUAAUGAAAAAAUAAAUAAAUUUAUCAAUUAAUUAGAAUAAGAGGCAAAAUAAUUUCAAUCAGAAAGAUAAAUGUUUUAAAUAAUAGGUCAAAAUAACUUAUAAAAGGAUUUAGAAGAUCUCAUAAAUCACAUGAUUUAUUAAUUAAAUUUAAUGGAAAUAUAUUUUUAAGUUGGCGACCUAUGUUGUAAAGAUAUAAAUGAAAUCAAAAAAUAAUAUGAGAAUAACAAUGAUUUACUUUUGAUAUUGAAUAGGUAAAGUUAUGAUUUAUAAGAAUGUUAAAAACAAUUAAAAUUAAAUAAUCUAGUAAUAUAAUCCAAUCUAUCAAGAUUUGAUUAAAAAGAAUUCUUUAAAUAAAACUGUUCCAAGGUUUAUUAAUAAACAUUAGAAAACUUUACCUAUAAAAUUUAGGAGAUUAUAUAUCUAAAAGAAUAAGUGAGAAACAGAUUUUAAUUUUAUGAGGAUGAGGAUUUUUUUAAAUAAAUUAUAGAAUCUUGGAAUUAAGUAAAAACUUAAAAGGAAUAAAUAAAAAAUAUGCUGCAAGAUAUAAAAGAAACAUAGAUAACAAUUUAGACAAAUAAAGAUUUGUUAUAAGAAUAAAUUUAAAAAAUAAAAGGUUUAAUUAUUAAGAUUAAAUUCUAACAUUAAUUAAAGCCAUCUUUUGCAUAAAUUUAAACUUUUAAUAAAAAAUAUGUACAAAAUUAAAGUACUUAUUUAGAUCUAUUAACUUUGGUUAUUUAUAUAAAGUUAUAUUAUAAUUCCAUAUUCUUAAAUUUAUAUUUGUCUCUAAAAUCAAAUAAUUUAGAAAAAUUAAAUCUAUAAUCUUAAGUUUAAAACUAAGUUAUAAUAGAUAAAAAAAGAAGUAUAAAAAAUGGAAUUGAAGAAAGUAGAUAGAAAUAGGCAUAAAUACAUAACAUGAUGGAAGAAUAUUUAAAAUGUCUAUAAAAAAAGAAUGAAGCGUUUGAAAUUACAAAACUUUAGCAAGAUUAUAAUAGUAUAUCUUAUUAGAACUAAACUUUGAAAGAUGAAAUUAUAUAAAUAAUUAAAGUUAAGUUGAAAGGAUGUUUAAAUGAUUAAUAACUUAUAAAUUAGUUAAUUAAUAACAAAAAAAUAUUUGAAAUUUCAUCACUAUUUUGUUAUAAUUUGGUAAUAGAAUGA